AUGGCUGCCGGAAGGUUACUGCUCUAUACGGGCCUCUCGCUAGCGCUCUGCGCCCUCGGCAUGCUGGCCGUGGCCAUCUGCUCGGACCACUGGUACGAGACGGACGCCAGGAAGCACAGGGACAGGUGCAAGGCCUUCAACACCCGCCGGGUCGACCCCGGCUUCAUUUACAACAACAACAACAACUUGCCGCUCCGGGCGAGCCGCUCGCGCCUGGACCGCUGGGAGGGCAAACUCCUCCGGGCCCGGAACCGCCGGCAGCUCUUCGCCAUGAGCCCGGUUGACGAGUGCAGCCGGCAGUACAACUCCACCAACAUGGGCCUCUGGAGGAAGUGCCACCGGCAGGGCUUCGACCCCGAGAUCGCAGCCCUCAUUCGGAAAGGAGAAAUUGAGCGAUGCACGUACAUCAAAUACCACUACUCCUCAGCCACCAUCCCCAGGAACCUCACUUUCAACAUCACGAAGACCAUCCGUCAGGAUGAGUGGCAUGCCCUUCACCUGCGCAGGAUGACAGCCGGCUUCAUGGGCAUGGCGGUGGCCAUCAUUCUCUUCGGCUGGAUCAUCGGCGUGCUGGGCUGCUGCUGGGACCGAGGCCUUAUGCAGUAUGUGGCAGGGCUUCUCUUCCUCAUGGGAGGAACCUUCUGCAUCAUUUCACUGUGCACCUGUGUGGCUGGAAUCAACUUCGAGCUGUCACGCUACCCACGCUACCUGUAUGGACUCCCCGAUGACAUCAGCCACGGCUACGGAUGGUCCAUGUUCUGUGCGUGGGGGGGCCUGGGCCUCACACUAAUCUCGGGAUUCUUCUGUACCUUGGCCCCUUCUGUCCAACCUGUCCCGAGGACCAACUGCCCUAAAUCCAGACCCGAGAAUGGGACAGUGUGCUAA
Molecule: messenger RNA, 885 nt
Organism: Odobenus rosmarus divergens (Pacific walrus)
Lineage: Eukaryota; Metazoa; Chordata; Mammalia; Carnivora; Odobenidae
Gene: TMEM178B
Product: transmembrane protein 178B
Exons: 4
Coding region: 1-885 (294 amino acids)
Cellular component (GO): membrane
Source: RefSeq, a predicted model, not a curated record